Dermacentor andersoni is the source of this 3370-nucleotide messenger RNA. RefSeq names its product putative phospholipase B-like 2. Gene Ontology annotation, biological process: phospholipid catabolic process. NCBI's taxonomy places the organism in Eukaryota, Metazoa, Arthropoda, Arachnida, Ixodida, Ixodidae. Gene Ontology annotation, cellular component: extracellular region. Gene Ontology annotation, molecular function: glycerophospholipase activity. The record is from RefSeq and is a predicted model, not a curated record.
UCUCGCUGGCAGUCAUGCUGGCGGCCAUAGCCAAGGCGGAACCCACGCGCUGGGCAUGGGCGACGGUGGAGAGCAGGGUGAACAGGCUGGUGAUCCAUGACGGCGAGCCGCCGCAGAUGGAAUCCAUCGCGGAAUUGCCGCACGUCCCCGUGGCAUGGGCAAGCUUCAAGGACGAUAUACAUGAGAGUGGCUGGUCUUACCUUCAGGUCGAGUCCAAUCCGUACGUGCCCGACGAAGUGCAAGCAUACGCAGCCGGGGCCCUGGAGGCGUACCUGACUCGACAGCUAAUGGAGAACCAGUGGGAGAACCUGUUCUCACGCUACUGCGAAAACCAGACCCAGUACUGCAGCAGGCUGGAUAAGUUCAUCGUGGAGAACCUCGCGUAUUCGCGCGAACAGGAGCACCGCUUCAAGUACAGCGAUUCUUACUGGAACAUGGUGCACCUACUAAUGAAACAGCUGUCCGGACUAAGCAAUGUCUUCGAGAACGAGACGCUGGACUAUUCCCACGAACCGGAGAAUGCCACGCGAGCAAUCUACUUCAGUCUGGUGGGAGAUCUCUUCGACCUGGAGCUGGCCUUGGAGCGGAAGAAGGACUUCAACUCUAUCGCCCAGAUCCUGGCCUGCUCAGCUCUGGUCAAAGUGGUGGGCGACUUUGAGGACAUCUACAUUUCCCAUGACACCUGGUUCCUGUAUCGUGGAAUGCUGCGUAUACAAAAGAAGUACAUCUUCCCCUGGCACGAAACGGCUCUUCACACCGGCCACAUCAUCCCGGGUCACACGAUCACCAUGUCGUCCUACGCUGGAAAGCUGGUCUCGUGGGACAACUUCUACCUUACGUCGGCGGGACUGGCCAUCACGGAAACGUCAAUCGUGAACGACAACGCAGAUCUGUGGAAGUUUGUGGUGCCAGAGAAUGGUCCUUUUACCUGGGUGAGCGCCGCUGUGGCUAGCCGCCUGGCUACCUCGGGCAUCGAGUGGGCCCGUCUCAUUGGCAGGGAGAACGGCGGAACAUGCAACAGUCAGGUGCUGAUCUUGGAUUACAAGCUCUUCGUUCCUGGGAAACCCAUUGUGGACGGGACGCUUUGGAUUUACGAACAACUUCCGAAGAUGACGAGGUAUGAAGACAUUAGCAGAGCCCUUCGUGACAACAAGUACUGGGCAAGCUAUAAUAUCGCCUAUUUCGAGGAGAUCUUCAACGUCAGCGGACAGCUGCCAAAGGUGCAGCGGUACGGCGACUACUACACAUACGAGAACGCUCCACGUGCCAAAAUCUUCAGGCGGGACCACGUGAAGGUCAAGGACAUGUACUCUAUGAUAAAGCUUAUGAGGUACAACGACUACAAGAAUGACCCGCUCUCGCGCUGCAACUGUGUGCCGCCGUACAACCCAACGUACGCCGUUGGUCCGCGUUACGACCUCCUAGACCCGCACGGGACGUACGACAUACCCGAGAUGUACCCGAGGGCUGUGGGCGGCAUCGAUGUCAAGCUGACCAACUACACGCUGUUCGCGUCUCUGGAGUUCGUCGGCGUCAGUGGGCCCACGUGGGACGACCAACCGCCGUUCCAGUGGAGCACCAGCGGUUUUCUGGACAGUCAUGUCGGCCACCCCGACAAGUGGCAGUUCGGGCCGGUGAUCAGAAAGUGGGCACAGCCCCGAGUCCAGUGGCUCGGCCAGCGGGAGGAGCAUCAUAAGUCCGCAGCGUCUAGCGUGUCGUGGACCGUCUACUUCCCGCUGCUGGGUGCCGCGUCAUCGAUAUGGAAUCGAUAGCUGCCGAUUUCUACUUAGCUGAACUUAACGAAUGAGUAUACCGCUGUCUAUCUUACUAGAACAAAAGGAAGCUUUGUGUCGUAACUCAGCCGGUCGGGGGCAUGCCCAACGCGGCUUGGAGAGCCCCGAAAUGUUUAUACCAAAUAAGCUAGCAUUAUACUACUGCAGUUGUGUUUAACGUUAAAUAUUCGCAUUUGGUCGGUUGUACGCACUACGGUAGCUGACCAUUUACAUGUCUCCGUUACUCAUUAGCCUUUCAAAUAGGUGCGAAUCGGUUAGCCAGUGUUCUAAUAGACAUGUAAGUACCGGAAAAUAUCCCUUUUCAAUGACUGUCUCCAUGACGACGUCGCCAUGAAUGGUUCCGGCUGGACAAGUUCCUCUGCGAUGUCUUCUGUGUCGUAAUUCUCGGCGUGGACCACCUUUAAAAUCAACACAUCUAGAUGCAAUUUGUAUGCCCCACUCUUGAUUGCAUUUCUCCACUCAAGUAACCUUGGAACAAUUAACAAAGGCACCCUGAAGAGGUUUGGACAAUUCCAAGGCACUCCCGUGCUUUUUUUCCAGUGGAAGCCGUGAGCCUGCUGUCUGUCGAUGUCAAUAUUUUGCAUCGUAGGAAACGCACUGGUACGAAGAAACUUUGCACAAUCUGCCGCACAAAUAUCCCAUGGUAGGGAAUACUAAUUCUGAUAUAGAAAAUAAAGAAAAAUGAAGUUUCCAGUAAAUAUAGGACACUAGAUCCGUGUCACACGGACAUGAGGGCUUGCAGAGCGAGGCCCGUGUCGAGAUCAAGAAAAGCGUCAGGCGGCGGUUGAAGAAGUGCGCUGCAAAGUCGCCUGUACCACAUUUUGCUGGAAGAUUUCAUAGCUUCGAAGCUUGCGGCUUCCACGGAUUACAACUCAUAUUGACGACGCGUCGUUCCAGACUCGUCAGCGCGUUUAAAUCAGUGCGAAUAACCGAAGAGUUUGGCAGGGCGCAGACCUGAUGGUUAAUCGUAGUUACUGAACAUUCAUAGCUAUAAUUGUCCACCUUUAUUGGACUGAACAAACCACAUCCGUUCUCUAUCUUUUUUUUCCUUCUUUUUCGAAUGAAUAAUAAGAACUUUCUCAUCCACACUGGUGUAUUUGGUUUGCCGCAUUUUAGCGCACUAAUGGCAACAUCCUACAGGAACGCAAAGAACAUCUUCGGACACACUACGCGCAAUAAGCUAAAAAUUUGUGUACGUCGAGGGAUGAGUUGCACCCUGCUUGUUCAUUGUAACACCCUUAGAUUAAAGCGCUUCUGAAAGCCGAAAGGAACAGGUGCCAUACGUUCGUAUACUGGACACAGUAGCGCAUAUACGCAGCACAGCGUGAAAGAAACAGGAUUGGACAUUCACACCCUUUCAACUGGCCUAUUUUCUCACUCGGAUCUGAUAGGUAUUCUCUUCAUGCGCGUGCCUGUAGUGUCAAAGUACAUAUCACGGCAAGAUAUCAAAGAAGUGAACUGUUCCUGAAACAACAGUCAUGUGUAUAAAGCGAUCUGUGCCCUCUUUUCUGUUUUGUCGUGCUUGUGCUGGUCCACUCCUGUCCGUCUCUUUCCUUAUGCCUCGAUAAAUAAGUUGA